Molecule: messenger RNA, 2451 nt
Organism: Nannospalax galili (Upper Galilee mountains blind mole rat)
Lineage: Eukaryota; Metazoa; Chordata; Mammalia; Rodentia; Spalacidae
Gene: Armcx1
Product: armadillo repeat containing X-linked 1
Exons: 5
Coding region: 661-2070 (469 amino acids)
Cellular component (GO): mitochondrion
Molecular function (GO): protein binding
Source: RefSeq, a predicted model, not a curated record
GCAGACGUUUUCCUAAUCCUGGUCUUCGUUUGGUCUGUUGGCACUCUCUCUGAUAUUGCGGAGAGCCCCGGGCCUGCGGGGGAAGGAGGAGGAGGAGAAGGAAAUUGCCUGAAUCCCUGCAGGUGUUGAUGCCCUGUGCGCGGAUCCAUCUCAGAAGCCAGAGUCUUUAGGAAGUGAGACUCUGUCAUGCUCUUGUCAUUCAAAAGGGCGCGGUACUUUUCGGAGCAAAAGAGUUAUCGACACCGAAUUCCUGCAUAUCAGUGUGAAGUAAAGGCGAGAUUGCCCCGCGGCCCGCGGAAGGGUGGUGAUGGCUUAGGACCUUACCACAACUCGGGACCCUCUUUGACUCUCCAGCAGUUGUCCAGGUCGGUGGAUCUUGCUGCUGAAGACCAGUCUGACCCUAGGAGCAAAGGAGGAGAGGAAAAGUUUCCAGAACCAAGUCUGUGGGAGCUUGGAAAGAGGAAGAAGGAACUGCUUGGAUUUCUGAGGGUCUACGUGAGGUCUCCCCUGCAUUAGGACAUCUGGAAGGGUUUCACCGAGUCUGCUGUUGUAGCUGCUCCUGCCUGUGACAGCUGGAGACUCUGCCCCUGACCUGGGAGUAAUCUGGACCAGAGCAAGCCAGCUCUGUGCCCAGGUUAAGGGACUCAGACCAGCUAUACCAUGGGCCGCACUCGGGAAGCUGGAUGUGUGGCUGCUGGCAUGGUCAUCGGGGCUGGUGCUUGUUACUGUGUGUACAGACUUACCUGGGGAAAAGAUGAGAAUGAGAGAAUGUGGGAUGAUGAAGAUGAGGAAGAAGAACUGGAGGAGGAGGAAGAGGAAGAGGAGGAAGAACCCUCCAGUAGUGACACAUCAGAAAUUGGGGGCGAGACUGAAAAAGAAGUUAAGACUAAUGUUGGGGUAGGGGCAGGAACCAAACCUCAAGAUGACUCAAAGGCCAAAGCUGAAGUGAGCUUGAGGCUUGAGAGUAGUUCAGUUGCAAAGAAGGAAGUUCACUCAGAAUCCCAGAGUGGAGGUGGCCUAGAGGCUAAGGCCAAGGCCCUCUUCAGCAUCCUAAAGGCACAGGCAAGUGCAAAGGCAAGCAGAGGGGUCAGGGUUGGUAGCAUCUCUGGGAAUAGAACACUGGCACCAAGUUUGCCUUGUCCAGGAGGCAGGGGUGGAGGCUGCCACCCUGCCAAGAGUGGAUCUAGGGCUGGGAGCAAGGCACGUGGAAAAUCCAAGGGAAAGACCCGAAAUAAAAGCAGCAAGGCUCCAGCUUCAGCAUGGCCUGUACGCAGGGGCAAGUUCAACUUUCCUUAUAAAAUUGAUGACAUUCUGAGUGCUCCUGACCUGCAGAAGGUCCUUAACAUCCUGGAGAGAACAAAUGAUCCUUUUACUCAGGAAGUAGCAUUGGUCACACUGGGUAACAAUGCAGCAUAUUCAUUUAAUCAAAAUGCCAUACGUGAAUUGGGUGGUGUCCCAAUUAUUGCAAAACUGAUAAAAACAAAAGAUCCCAUCAUUAGAGAAAAGACUUACAAUGCCCUUAAUAACUUGAGUGUUAAUUCUGAGAAUCAGGGUAAGAUUAAGACGUAUAUCAGUCAAGUGUGUGAUGAUACUAUGAUCUGUCGCUUGGAUUCAGCUGUACAAAUGGCUGGACUCAGACUGUUAACCAACAUGACCGUUACUAAUCAUUACCAACAUUUACUUUCCUAUUCUUUUCCAGACUUUUUUGCUUUGUUAUUCCUGGGAAAUCACUUUACUAAGAUACAGACUAUGAAACUAAUUAUCAACUUUACUGAAAAUCCAGCCAUGACAAGAGAGCUGGUCAGUUGUAAAGUACCAUCAGAAUUGAUUUCCCUCUUUAAUAAAGGAUGGGAUAGAGAGAUUCUUCUUAACAUUCUUACCCUCUUUGAAAAUAUAAAUGACAACAUAAAAAGUGAAGGGCUUGCAUCAUCCAGGAAAGAAUUCAGCAGAAGUUCACUAUUUUUCUUAUUCAAAGAAUCUGGAGUAUGUGUUAAGAAAAUCAGAGCAUUAGCAAAUCACAGUGACCUGGUGGUGAAAGUGAAAGUCCUAAAAGUACUAACCAAACUGUAAUUUGAGAUCUUUCCCAAGCAAUACUGAAGUCUUGUUUUUUUAGUUUGCACGUGGGAACAAUGUGUUUGGCAAAUUCGUUGGUUUUCACUGUGCUUAUGUGGCAAAGAGGUCUUUUGGCUGCUAUUUAGGAAUAAUAAAUAUCACAGAUUAUAAGCAGGGAUUGAUCCUGGCUUUAGACUGAGCCAUUUUAAAGAUGCCAAAUAUAUAUUACUGCUUGCACAAAGAAAACAUUUAUUGAUUUAUUACCUAGAUUGAGAUAUUUUUACUCUUUAUCUAAACAGUGAAAUAAUUAUACAUCGUGAAUAAGCUAUACUUUUGUAUUGAUUUGCAUUUAUUAAUCUAAGACAGGUGUUUUAUCAAUAAAGUUGAGUUUAAGCAGCA